CCAGAGAGAUGAGGAGGCGAGCGCAACAGACAGACUCACUGCGCGUCUGAACACAACUACGAGGGGAGCGCUUGUCAAGGAAGCCCGUGGCAUUUCUGGAUAUUACUAGGACGUCUCCGUAUCGAAACCGAGUGAUAUAAACAGUAUUUGUUUCAAUUCCUUCCACCAACCCCUUUUUUUCCAUAUUUUAUUUUCUCUCCUCAUCGUUGAGCAUCCUUCCUUUACCUGUCUGCCCAUCCUCUUUCACUGGUUUACCUGGCUAACUUUCCCCUUGACACCAUCCCACACACCCUCCAUUGCCCGCCCCCUCCCCCCACCAGACCUUUUCACUCGAACCCCCUUCAUAUUGUAGCUGCGCCACCUCGAAUCGGGCGGAACCCGUUGGUUACUCUACAGCACUUCAUGGGGCACGCUUUCUUGCACGGAAGAUGUCCCUUUCUUGGUCACUGAGCGCCCCGGUGAAACAGCCAACGUCUGGACCGGAGUUGUUGGUGCGUGUCUGCCUCUUUUGCCCAGCUCGCUUGUGUUGUCGGGGUACGCCGCUGAACUGAGAUGGGUCUAUCGGUGGCGGCUGCGGCACUACAGGAGCCCCGACGCCCGCACCAGUGGAGCCGGACAGUGGGAGAUUGGGUCUGGAUCACCGUCGUUUCGUUUUUAGCCACUUUACCUGUAGAGCAACUUUGCGCUUUCCCGUCAUCCCUCAGCGACUGUCAGACGCCUACCGGCUGGAACUGCUCUGGUUUUGAUGACCGGGACACAGAUCUCUUCUUGUGCGACACCAACACCUGCAAGUUUGACGGAGAGUGUCUGAGAAUUGGAGAGACAGUGACGUGCAUCUGCAACUUCAAGUGCAACAAUGACUACGUCCCAGUGUGUGGCUCCAACAAUGAGAACUACCAGAACGAGUGUUAUCUACGCAGGGACGCCUGCAAGCAGCAGUCUGAAGUGCUGGUGGUGUCAGAGGGCUCUUGUCCUGUCGAUGCCGGGUCAGGCUCGGGAGAUGACGGAGGUGAGGGCUCGGCGGAGACUGGGCAGAAGGAGACGUCCACCUGUGACAUAUGCCAGUUUGGGGCGGAGUGCGAUGUGGACGCUGAGGAUGUAUGGUGUGUGUGUAACAUCGACUGCUCCCACAUCAGCUUCAACCCAGUUUGCGCCUCGGAUGGCCAUUCCUAUGACAACCCCUGCCAGGUGAAGGAGGAAUCGUGUCAGAAGCAGGAGCGGAUCGAGGUCAAAUACCUGGGCCACUGCCAAGGUGACAUCAUGACAGGGACCAAAGCCGGAGACGGACACUAUGCCAGGAAAGAUUACUCAGAAGAGAAGCCGGACCAGAGAGGAGAGGUGGCCAUAGGCUUGUACAUCCCCUGUCCUGAGCACUACAAGAACUACUGUGUCCACGGAGAGUGUGAAUAUCCCAACAUACUGUCUGUGCCGUCCUGCAGCUGUCACUCAGGCUUCAGCGGACCCCAGUGUGAAAAUAAGGAGUACAAUGUGCUCUACGUGGUCCCCGGCUCUGGCAAGCUGCGCUACGUCCUCAUCGCCUCCAUCAUCGGAGCUCUGCAGGUGGCCAUCAUCUGUGUGGUGGUGCUCUGUAUUACCAGGAAGUGCCCGCGGAGCAACAGGGUCAAUCGGCAGAAGCAGAAUGCCACCCACUACAGCUCGGAGAACACCAUGCGCGCCUCCACCCGCCUCAUCUGACUGAGCCGCCCCGCGAUGGGGGAAACCCUGAGACCYGCUCCUCUCUGGGUCCAAGUUGCCCCGUAGACACAGAUCUAGGAUCAGCUUCACCCUUCUUGUACUUCCCUACAAUCCCAACCUGAAUGAACUAUAAAGGAUUGGGUAGUGGGAGGGGGACGAAACGCAAAACUGACCUUAGAUCAGCAUCUAGGGGCAACUUCAUCCUUCUGGAGACCAGCGCCGACACCAAUGAUGAGUCAUUGAACAAUGGGCUUUUGGGGUGAGGAUACAGGGUCGGUGUGUUGGUUGG
Molecule: messenger RNA, 1984 nt
Organism: Salvelinus sp. IW2-2015
Lineage: Eukaryota; Metazoa; Chordata; Actinopteri; Salmoniformes; Salmonidae
Product: tomoregulin-2-like
Molecular function (GO): protein binding
Source: RefSeq, a predicted model, not a curated record